Caenorhabditis elegans is the source of this 289-nucleotide messenger RNA. RefSeq names its product Col_cuticle_N domain-containing protein (gene K05F1.8). The transcript is spliced from 2 exons. The record is from RefSeq and is marked reviewed. The coding region runs from base 19 to 255 and encodes 78 amino acids. NCBI's taxonomy places the organism in Eukaryota, Metazoa, Nematoda, Chromadorea, Rhabditida, Rhabditidae.
ACUCUAUCGAUUUGAGCGAUGGGAAAGCAAAAGAAUGGAAAGCAUUCAACAAGUGAAAUGGAGGAAGCAAGCGAAGAUGAUGGUAGAGGCUCUCAUCAAAGACCUAAUUGCUGUGAUACAACCAUUAUGUCAAUGAUGUGUUUCUUCAUGAUCAUUGCGUUAGCUGCUGGAAUACCAAUAAUUCUUGCAUCAAAAGGAAUCGGGAUUGAUCUUCUGGAAAAAUUUGAAACAAUUCAAGAGGAUCAGAGUACUUAACUUUUUAUUAUGAAAAUAAAGUUAUUCAGUCAGA